UUAUUGCUCUCCCAGACUCCCAGUAAUAAAAUGUGCCUCUUUUAUCUCUCCUCAGCUUUGUCGCCAUCUUCUUCCUGCUUGGCCGGGCAUUGAAUUCGGUGUAGAGCGGCAGAUCUUGGAAUCGACGGCAUAAAAAAGAGUGGGGAUUGAUGUUCAAUUCAAUCUUGUAUUGUUAUUUAGUCCAGAAGUAUUCUUCUAGGUUGACUAGGGAGCUAAGAUUGAAGAACACAGUAGGCUUAUUCUAAUUCGGCCAGGCAAUGUAGCGGUUUGUUUAUGCGGCACGGAUGACCAUAUGCAAUGCUAUUUGCUGUGGAAGGAGGAGGAUUUUUCUCUUCAUCUGCAAAAGGGUAUAGCAAGGGUCUUGCACUACUGCUCCUGGGCCAGAGAAACGAAGAAAAACCUAUGAAAAUCACACCUUGUUGUCAGUAUCAGCUGGUUGAACAGGAAGCUAUCCAAGAUUUUCAGCUGGCUUCCAGAACAAGUAGAGUAGCCCACGGAUGCGCUUCCUUUAUCUGCUUUGGUCGCGCAUCUGCUGAAGCUGAUAGUUCAUUUCCUCCUAAAGUUGGUCCAGUUAAGCAGCAUGAAAAUUCAAAUUCACCAUUGGCUUCUGACAAGAAUGCCAAUACUUCUAGUGAUGAUAGUGUUAACGAGAGUGAAAGGAAAUCAUGUCUAAAGAGCAAUCUGAAAAGGCCUUCAGAAAAGCAUUCUGUAGUAGCUAGGAUUGCCAAUGAAUCAACUGAAGCAGAGUCCAUAUCUGGUAUCACUGUGCGGCGAAAGGUGCAGUGGACAGAUGCAAGUGGAAGAGAUCUUUUUCAGAUAAGGGAGUUUGAAUGCAGCGAUGACGAUGCGUCGGAUUGCGAGUGCGAGAAUGAAAGGCGUAAAAACUGCUUCUGCAUCAUUCAGUAGAUAUUGGUUUCUUUAGAGCCAUCCGUCAAUAGACAAAGCAACAAACGACUGCGCUGCUGCUUCAUUCAAGUCUGUCGUUCUCCUCAGCUGCCGGAAUUAGCAGCAGCAGAAGCAGUUUCUUCAAACACUCAGCGCCUUCUUUGAGGAAAAAUCAAAAUUUUUUGGUCCAAUUCCUUUUAUACUCUUCUUGUAUUUUGCUUUAGAAUGCGUACUGCUUUGUUCAGUUAUAUAGAUUUUUAUCUAUUAUCGUUUUCUUCAUCUUGGAUAGGCUUUUUGUUGCUUUGUAGUUUUGCUGUGCUUUUCUUUUGAUUGGUCUCUGUAAUUGGUGAAAUUUGUAUGUGGUCUGAACUCAAUAGAUCAGCCUGCAAUGAAGGCAUUGGAGCGGCACAGUCCAGCGUUGUGCAUUUUGUCGCCGUUGAUGGCAAUAAUGUAUUAGUUUAGCUUUAUUUUUAUUUCA
Messenger RNA from Dendrobium catenatum, 1363 nucleotides. RefSeq lists its product as uncharacterized. The coding region runs from base 298 to 906 and encodes 202 amino acids. The record is from RefSeq and is a predicted model, not a curated record. Lineage: Eukaryota; Viridiplantae; Streptophyta; Magnoliopsida; Asparagales; Orchidaceae. The transcript has 3 exons.